AAUGGGCUAUGAUGAGCGCUGUAAAGACCGAGGCAGCAUGACUUUGGCUGAGAUGGGCUGCCAAACUCAGGCCCUAGCUCGCUGGUGGCCCGCGUCCCUGACACAACUUGGGUCCCAAAAACCACCGACGUCGGGUCUGGACAAGUACCACUAUGACUGUGCUCCCGAAGGCUCCGUUCAAUUCAUGCACUGGCUUCAACGGGAUGAUCCUAAUAGAAGGCGUUAUCCAAUGCUUCGUCUUCUCUGUCAUUCGGAAAGCUUUGGCUGGUAUCUGUGUGCUUUUCAUGUCGCGGUUGAAUGGCUCAUUAAACAACAUCGCUCAUACUUGCUCGGAGCUCUCUAUCUAUUGAGCGUGAACCUCCUAAUGCUGGCUGUAGCUGGACUGUAUUCGUACCUCUGUUCUGGGAGACAGUCCCACAGCGUCCCGACAUAUCCUUUGCCCGAUACCACACUCCUUACAGAACCAUACCAGUGCAUUAAUUCCCAAGGCGACCUUGGGGUUUGCGUCAAACACAACUGCAACGGGAAAUGGAAGCCACCACGAACUCACCAUUGCUCAACGUGUAGCGUUUGUCGCCAGGAAUUUGAUCAUCACUGCCCUUGGAUAGGCAACUGUGUUUCGCUCGAGCGGCUGAAGGCUUUCGCUUAUCUGAUGUAUCUCGUCCCGUUCGCAUUUAUUAUCGUCAUUUCUCCCGUUGCCAGAGUUCUAAUUAGGCAUAUCCUCCUCGCGUUGGAGAUUUCGAGAGGAAGUUCAUGGGCUCGUGAAAUCUGGUGGGACUGGCCUGGCUCGUGGGUAUUCAUUGGAGGUCCUCCUGGUCGAUGGGUCAUCGGCACGGCCCUUGGCUUCAUCGUGCUCAGAGGCGAACACCGUGAAGAGAGACCCCUUCCACCUGGUUACUUGAUUGAAGAACCUCACCUUCGAGUUAUUGUGACCGCAGGAUUUGCUCUUCUCUUGUCUAUUUUCGCCUUGGUCAUAGCUGUCGGUGCGACUGCAGACAUUUUGCGAGGAGUGACGACCUUGGAAACUCUACCUCCUCGCCCAAAACAAUCAGCAAAUCCCAAACCAGACCAGCAUCUCUGGGUCUGCGUUCCUGGCAGUAGUGGUGACGAAACAGUUAUCGCUCCCGUUCAGCCUGGUGAGAAGAUAUACGAUCUUGGCCCAAAGUGCAACUGGGCAAGAUUUAUCAGGCGACCGCUGAUAACCAAUGUAGUACCGAGGGACUAUAUUUGGCCCAAGUUGAAUCUUGCCAUGCUGGAGAGGAUGAGAGCUAGCCAAACGAACACCGAAACGUUGACUCCCCCAUG
Cyclocybe aegerita is the source of this 1305-nucleotide messenger RNA. The record is from the annotation of a GenBank genome assembly. Lineage: Eukaryota; Fungi; Basidiomycota; Agaricomycetes; Agaricales; Hemipholiotaceae.